This is a messenger RNA of Eufriesea mexicana, 2837 nucleotides long. RefSeq names its product GDP dissociation inhibitor (gene Gdi). Gene Ontology annotation, biological process: small GTPase-mediated signal transduction; vesicle-mediated transport; protein transport. Gene Ontology annotation, molecular function: Rab GDP-dissociation inhibitor activity. NCBI's taxonomy places the organism in Eukaryota, Metazoa, Arthropoda, Insecta, Hymenoptera, Apidae. The record is from RefSeq and is a predicted model, not a curated record. The transcript has 5 exons. Bases 224 to 1513 code for a protein of 429 amino acids. Gene Ontology annotation, cellular component: cytoplasm.
CAGUAACACCACCACUACUACCGUCGUGCUGCUAGCAGCUCCGUCAUCGGUAGUGAGCGAAAGAACGAGGUCUUCCGUUCCGGCAUAAUAGUCGUGCGAGUUAGUAGACGCGCGAACGUAUACUAACAUUUUUCGACUUUUAUAGCAUUCCCAAGAAAAACUCACGAGAACUUCGCGUUCAUACGUUUAGUGCUGUGAUCAAUUUCUUUGCAUUUCGACCAACAUGAAUGAAGAAUACGACGCGAUCGUGUUGGGCACCGGACUCAAGGAAUGCAUACUUUCGGGUAUGCUAUCGGUCAGUGGAAAGAAAGUGCUCCAUGUAGAUCGUAACAAAUAUUACGGCGGUGAAUCUGCUUCGAUCACGCCUUUGGAGGAUUUGUUUGCGAAAUUCAAGGUCCCACCACCUGGUGAAUCCUAUGGUCGUGGCCGCGACUGGAACGUUGAUUUAAUUCCAAAAUUCCUGAUGGCAAACGGCUUGCUGGUAAAACUUCUGAUUCACACAGGCGUGACGCGGUAUUUGGAAUUUAAAUGCGUCGAGGGAUCUUAUGUCUAUAAAUCCGGCAAAAUUUCAAAGGUGCCGAUAGAUCAGAAAGACGGAUUGUCCGGCGAUUUAAUGGGCAUUUUAAAUAUGCAAGAAGACAAUCCUAAGACUUGGGACGGCUUCGAUCCAUUUAAUAAUAGUAUGAGUGCUUUGUACAAUAAGUUUAAUCUCGAUAAAAACACUCAAGAUUUCACAGGACAUGCACUAGCUCUUUAUAGAGAUGACGAAUACAUAAGCCAAAGAGCGAUCACUACUAUAAGAAGAAUUAAAUUGUAUAGUGAUAGUUUAGCACGUUACGGAAAAUCACCAUAUCUAUAUCCCAUGUACGGUUUAGGUGAACUUCCUCAAGGUUUUGCACGACUUAGCGCUAUUUAUGGUGGAACGUACAUGUUAGACAAACCGAUAGACGCAAUCGUAAUGAAAGAUGGAGCGAUUUCUUGUGUGUGUUCUGGUGACGAAGUAGCAAAGUGUAAACAAUUAUUUUGUGAUCCUACAUAUGUACCUGAGCAUGUGAAAAAAGUGGGUCAAGUCAUAAGGUGCAUUUGUCUUUUAGACCAUCCUAUACCGAAUACAGGAGAUGCUCUUUCAACACAAAUUAUUAUUCCACAAAAACAAGUUAAUCGUAAUUCCGAUAUCUACGUAUCUUUAGUAUCGCAUACUCAUCAAGUAGCGGCAAAAGGAUGGUUUAUAGCCAUGGUAUCUACUACAGUUGAAACAAAGAAUCCAGAAGCUGAAAUUAAACCAGGCUUGGAUCUUCUUGGACCGAUUAAACAGAAGUUCGUAUCAGUAUCUGAUUAUAUGGAACCGACAGACAAUGGGAUGGAGAGUCAGAUUUUUAUAUCAACAAGUUAUGAUGCUACAACGCAUUUUGAAACUACUUGUUUAGAUGUUCUCGAUAUAUUUAAACGAGCUACUGGUGAAGAAUUCGAUUUUAACAAAGUAAAGCAAGACCUAGGUGAUGAAGAUCAGUAACCAUAAGAUAAUUACAAUUACUGGUCAGUUUUAAAGCUAGUUCAUGCUGAAUUGAAAAAAAUAAAAACGAGCGAGCAACAUAAUUUAACGUGUGUAUGCCGAUAACGUCGGUGUUUAUUGAACUCUCGGAGCAGAUGCAAUCUGUCAAUAGACAUGCCUAAUCCUAGAUUCUCUUUAAUGGAGGACGUUAACGACAAACAUUAUUCAAAAUUUAUUUUUCAAAUUUAUUCCAAUCUAAUUCUACAAACUGCCCUUUUUACAUUAUGUCUAAAGUACAUAUGUACAACCAUUUUCACAAAAAAUUGAUAUUAGGACUUGUAAUAUUUGUCGCCUGGUCAUUCGUCGAUAAAUUUUGAACAAAUUAUAAAUUGCAAUUUAUUAUACGGUUUAAGUGUAUUAAUGUAUUCGUCACUGACAUAGAAUUUGAACUAUACAUGACAGUGCCGAUUAUCAUGACUUUAUAAAUGUAUCAUAUUUUACGUAUCAAAUUAAAACAUAAGGAUAACUGUUUAUUGAGAUUGUAAAUGUUAAAAAAUCCUAUAGUUAUAUUGCUAAUUGCAGUAGUCAAAAGAUCAUAUGUUACAACAGGAGGUACAAGAUAGAAUUAAUUUAAAAAAAUAAAUUCGACACGCAAGUAUAUAAAUAGCAUGCCGCGAUAUAGCAUUAGAAAAUAUGUCAUAAUUCUGCACAUUUAGUUACAAUAUCUUCAAUUGAAAUUCCAAACACUUACGUUAAUGAAAAGAAAAAACAAAGUACAUACAUGUAAAAUGAAGUAGUUACAAAAAGUAAUUGCCUAUACCAGAGAAGAUUGCAGAAGAUUUAUGUCGAAUAUUUAAAAGAAAAAAGAGCGGCCAACCAUUUAAAUAUAAGUUAAAUGGAUAUAUAUUAUAUACUUUCUCAUUCUCAAAUAUGUGGAAGUGAGAAUAUAGAAAAGAUGGGAUCGUUGAAAUGUUGUUAUUUUAUGUGAAUUUGAAGGCUGGAAUAUUUCUUUGUCCAGUAUUUAUAAGGUGAUCAUUAUUGAUAGAGAAACACAUUAAUAAAUCUAAAGAAGUCAAGUAUGUACAGACGUAUAUUGUUUUUGGAAUUAUUAUACGUGAGCACUUGCGUAUGCGUGAAUGUUUUGUUAAUGAGUGAUUGGCUACUUCCCAGAAUAUUUUGUUUUGCUUGCAUUUUCGCUUCAAAUUGUAAGCGCACCGUGAAUUCAUAUUACGUAUGAAAUUUACUGAAUGAAGAUACGUGAUUCCCUAUUACUUUAUCUAAAAUGUUAUUCACGUAACUGUAAUGUGACAGUCAUAAAAAAAAAAAUAAAUCAUACUAUAUUAAU